Messenger RNA from Dromiciops gliroides (monito del monte), 1949 nucleotides. RefSeq names its product dihydrouridine synthase 1 like (gene DUS1L). The record is from RefSeq and is a predicted model, not a curated record. The transcript is spliced from 14 exons. Bases 146 to 1618 code for a protein of 490 amino acids. Gene Ontology annotation, biological process: tRNA processing. Lineage: Eukaryota; Metazoa; Chordata; Mammalia; Microbiotheria; Microbiotheriidae. Gene Ontology annotation, molecular function: tRNA dihydrouridine synthase activity; flavin adenine dinucleotide binding.
GGCGGCGAGGGCCGGCGGGUUAACGACGGCGCUGGAAUUCGAGGCCGAGCCGGAAACGGCGCCAGGAGCCGCGGGUCCUGGAGGCGGCGGCCGCGGGCCCUGACAGAGCCCCCAGAGCCACUGGGGGAGAGGCGGUCUUGAAAAAAUGUCAAAGCUGCAAGGAUUUGAGUUCUGGAGACAUACUUUGCAAGGGGCACAUUAUGUAGUUGCCCCCAUGGUAGAUCAAAGUGAACUGGCUUGGAGACUAUUGAGCCGCCGCCAUGGAGCUCAAUUGUGCUACACACCUAUGUUACAUGCUCAAGUGUUUGUUCGAGAUGCCAACUAUCGAAAGGAAAAUCUGUAUUGUGAUGUGUGUCCUGAGGAUCGUCCCCUUAUUGUACAGUUCUGUGCCAAUGAUCCUGAGGUAUUUGUCAAGGCUGCUCUCCUGGCUCAAGAUUAUUGUGAUGCCAUAGAUCUGAAUUUGGGCUGUCCUCAAAUGAUCGCCAAGAGAGGUCAUUAUGGAGCUUUCCUACAAGAAGAGUGGGAUCUGCUCCAGAGAAUGAUUCUGUUGGCACAUGAGAAACUUUCUGUUCCGGUCACCUGCAAAAUCCGAGUCUUCCCAGAAAUUGACAAGACUGUGAAAUAUGCUCAGUUGCUGGAGAAAGCUGGCUGUCAGGUGAGGCAGGAGACUGUAUUGCCUGAGUUAUUAACUGUUCAUGGACGUACCAAGGAACAGAAGGGUCCACUAUCUGGAAUUGCAUCCUGGGAGCACAUAAAGGCCGUGCGGAAGGCAGUGAAUAUCCCUGUAUUUGCAAAUGGAAACAUCCAAUACCUCCAUGAUGUAGAAAAGUGCAUCCAGGAAACAGGAGUGCAUGGAGUGAUGAGUGCAGAGGGUAACCUACACAAUCCAGCCUUGUUUGAAGGCCGAAACCCACUGGUGUGGGAGAUGGCCGAGGAAUAUCUGGAGAUUGUUCAGCAGUACCCUUGCCCCCUGUCCUAUGUCCGGGCUCACCUCUUCAAGCUGUGGCAUCACACGCUACAGAUACAUCAGCAGCUUCGGGAAGAACUGGCUAAAGUAAAGACCUUGGAAGGGAUUGCUGAUGUUAGCAGAGAGCUGAAGCUACGUUGUCAGGAGGAAAUGGCCAGUCAGAAGGAAGGAGAGAAGCCCAAGGGAGGAUUGCCUUUCUUCCAUUGGAUCUGUCAACCAUAUGUCCGACCUGGGCCUAAAGAGGUGAGCAAGGAGAAUGGCAACACUGAUCGCAGCACACGGGGAAAGCGAGCCUUGGAGGAGGAGGAGGAUGGCAGUUCGGACUUUCUUUCGAAGAACAAGCAGAAAAAGAAACUGAGGAACCCAAACAAAAACUUUGACCCUUCCUUGAAACCGAAAUAUGCAAAGUGUGACCAGUGUGGAAACCCAAAGGGCAACAAAUGUGUUUUUAACCUGUGCCGGGGCUGCUGCAAGAAGAGAGCUUUCAAAGAAACUGCAGAUUGUCCAGGUCAUGGAUUGCUUUUUAAAACCAAAUCAGAGAAGUCCCUUGCAUGGAAAGGUGGUCCACCCAGCUUGCAGGAACCCCAGUCCAGGGAUCCAGGAAUGAAGGAACCUGGUGGAUUCCCAGAAGUUGUGGGUAGUGUAGGAUGAAGGGCCAGCCGGAGCCCAGUACAACCCCUCCUCCCAUUCCUGGGCCUCUGUUCCAGUGCCACUGCCUUGAUAAUGGUAUUAGGGCUGCUGCUGCUGCUGCUGAAUUCCAGAUAAGUCUUAUUUAAAGAAACACCUUUACUCAGGGAAAUCUCCUGUUAUUUUAACACAGAAGGAAAUGCUGUAUGGUCCUCUCACUACAGGGCCCAUAUUGAGGCCUCUGGAAAUGCUGCAUUGGAGAGCAGGUUCCCAGGCUGGACCUGCCUGUCCACUGUCCUCAUUAACCCCUCUGUGUUUUAAAAACUGAAAAAAUAAAUAAUCAUUUUACAUCACA